Molecule: messenger RNA, 2206 nt
Organism: Chaetomium fimeti
Lineage: Eukaryota; Fungi; Ascomycota; Sordariomycetes; Sordariales; Chaetomiaceae
Product: aspartic peptidase domain-containing protein
Exons: 3
Coding region: 104-1918 (604 amino acids)
Source: RefSeq, a predicted model, not a curated record
GCCCCCUUAACUCUGAAGCGCAUCCACCCUCACUCCGAUCCCUACCGAGACCGUUCAUCUCCUCAUCGCGCUCCGAGUUGGACGUCCCAAUGGCUCUUUACACAUGCAACCACUGAUGUUGACUUUCUUCAUCGCCCUCUGGGCCGGGCGUGCCUUCGGGGCGACGUGCGAUACGGCUGCGCCGAUGGCUCUCCCCAUCACAGACGUAAUCGUCGACCCCAGUAUUCCCGGCUCAUUCAUGAGAGGUGUUCCCGCGAAGAUCGGCACACCUCCCCAAGACAUUGUUGUGAUGCCGUGGCCUGACCUGAACAAUACGUACAUCUACGACGAAGAGGCAUUCUGCGACAAGACCGUCAUUUUCAGCGAUACAAUCUGCGCAGUUCGGCGGGGAGGUCUCUUUCAGGAUGCCGAGUCCACAAGCUUCUCAAAGUCAUCAGACCUCAUCGCUGCAGGGGGCGCCGCCCGAGAGUUGGGAAAUGUCCGCGGGGCGGAGCUCGGUGUGGCAAAGCUAUUGUCAACCAGCGUUGGGGGUACAGAGCGUUUCGCCAUCGCCCCAGCAAACACGACGACCAUGCCCAUCGGCAUCCCGCGCAUGCGAUGGGACCACGGCUACACCAUCCUCCACGCCCUUGGCCUCGGGGCCAACUCGACAUAUCUCAACUCCCUAGUACAGGCUGGCCAGAUCCCAUCUCGGGUAUGGUCUAUCUUCUGGGGCCGCAUGUGGACCGACAACGAGUCCACCAAUCUGGACGGGUCACUGGUGCUGGGCGGGUACGAUCAGGAGAAGGUGAUCGGCAAGAACGUGACGCAGCGGCUCGACUACAGCGAAGAGACCGGCUGCUGGACGGGCAUGAAGGUGACUGUGUCCAACUUGCUGGUCAACUUCCGCAACGGCACCGACUUCUCCGUCAUGCCGCGCGAUUCGGCCGUGCAGUGCUGCAUCGUGCCGCAACGCCAGCUCUUGUGGGAGGGCCCGUCCGAUAUGGUCGGGACGUUCAUCAGUGCCACGCAGAUGAACAACACGGGCCUGUCGUUCGGGAUGCAUUGGGGCGCGCAGCAGUUCGACGCGUCGGAUCCAAGACUCUUCGACGGUGACGCCACGUUCGUCCUCUCCAACGGCCUCUCGGUGCGGGUCCCCAACUCGCAGCUCAUGACCCCCUUCGUCGCCGUCGACCGCAACGGCUCGCGCAUUGUCGACCGCUCCAAGCGGGAACUGCUCUUCAGCGGCGUCGGCGACAACCCCACCACUUUGGGUCGCUACUUCUUCACCGCCGCCUACCUCAUGGUCGACCACGACGCCGAGACCUUCACCAUGUGGCAGGCCAACCCGUCGUCCAGGACCAACCUCGUCCCCGUGGUCAGCAAGGCGGGUGACGAAGGGGGUUGUGAGGAGGGGGGUGGAGCAAAUGGCGACGGCGGCAGUGCAGGGGGUAAUGGAGCGGAGGGCGGCCAAGGGGGUGGGGGUGAUGGGGGAGGGGGGGGCGCGAAUGCGAGCACGGAUGAGGCGACGGCGUCUUCCGUUAACGCCGGCGCGAUUGCCGGUGGGGUGGUCGGGGGCGUUGCUGCGUUGGCCGCGCUCGCAGUCCUUGUGUUCUUUUUGUUGCGGAGGAGAAAAAGACAGGACUCGGCGAACCCACCGCCACUGCCGGAGAUGGCUUCUCCUGCGGGGGGCUACACGGGAGGCGCAGACGGGGUGUAUUACUACAAAACAAACCGGUCUGGUUUACAGGAAGCCCCAGGGGCCGAACUUUCGCCGGGAGAACUGCACGGCGUGUCUGCAUCUAGUUACGGCGGGGCGACCUGGGCGAUAACGGCGAACGGGAUGCCGCCAGAGUCGAGGGUAACGUACGAGAUGGAUGGCGGCGGGGUGCCGCGGGAUUACACAAGCCAGGGGUACCCGAGGUUUCACUCGGACUGACGUUGAGCACUGGUUAUAUGGGCGGGUAGGGCUUGAGCUAGUUUGGUAGGUUUGGACGGGGUUCAGAUCAAGUCCGUAUGGAGGGCGCAUGACAACAGGAGCCCGCAUUUCGGAUAAAGAAAAUGUACGUCCGUUCACUGGACCUUGUCGGGGGGACUUCUCCCAAAACUCGACAGCAUUAUACCCAACAUAACUCCAUAACCGCAUGCUUUUGACAGGAAUAUGCCAAUAUGCAUCGUAGCGUUUCCACAUUCACUCCUGAGAUGGAACAAUACAGAAGCAUCCCCU